CAACACUCGUUAAAUCGACUCUGCGUUGAACGCUCAUGCGCUCGACACACACACACACGCACACACAAAAUUUAAUCCAUUUUAUUUUAUUACGCGUUGUUGUGGAUUGCAGACCGCAAACGCUAUCGUCGGUAGCCCUAAAUCCCUAUUAGAAUAUUAAAUCAAUAAACUUCCACGUACCGGUAAUUUACCGGGUUUAUUGUAUAAAUAAAUGCGCACGCUAUCAGUGUUUAUUAACCGAAAGUGCCAAAACUCGGAUAAAGGUGUUGCUGCACCUUUUUCGUAACACAUGUACACAUCUUUGCUGAUACACACACACACACACUUUUUCAGUGCGCUUACGAUGAAACCAGCGUGCGUCGGUGGCACGGACCAGAGUACUGUAAAAACGGCAGAGUCCAUAGAACGGUUUUCUCGAGAGUUUAUCAAAAAAAUCGUGAUCGGUCGCGGUGCGGGUUCCGGCAAUUACGCAGUAUCGCCUAUAGGCGUUAACCUGUUGUUAUCGUUUUACGCGCUGAACGCUGCGUCGGACAAAACGACGAUCGACGAACUCCACCGGGUUUUGGGCUGGAACGUCGUCGGCAAGUCCAUAACGUCCACACGUAACGAUUACAAUAAAUUGUUUGUCGAUCAGGUGUUGGUGUACGGCAAUCACGUGUUUGUGCCAAACACCGGUGAUAUCAACCGUUCGAUCGAACAUCCCGUAAACAGACUGAUCUCGAAGUACAAUACAAAAUUUGAAUUGUGUUGUACGUUAAACGCCGCUGCCGCGUACACCGUCGAAUACACUAUGGACGUUUUGCGACCGUUGGUCGUUAAGACUAAAAUGGACAACCACCGUCACAUAUUGAGCAACGUGUCCAACGUGCAAUAUAAACUACACAGUCCGUUUUAUAAAAAAAACACCAGGUCUAUGCCGUUUCGUACCAUCGACAACCGUACGGUUUCCGCGGACACGAUGUACCAGUUUUCAGACAUGCCUGUCUGCGUCGUUGACGGAUCUACGCACGUUCGAUUGGAUUGCAAAAACGACGGAUUGUUUUUAUUGAUAACGUUGUCGAACAACGAAACCAGUCCCGUGCAACAGUUGCGGUCCGCCGUAGAAUCGUUUCAAUUGAACAAGAUCGUCAAACGUUUGCGUAUGCGCAAAGUUCAAUUGUUUUUGCCCAAAUGCAAAAUACUGAGCACCGUAGACGUCAGGCCCGUUUUGAACGACAUGAACGUGCACGGCAUAUUCGUCAAAUCCAACGAUCCCGGCAACGGUGCCGCUGCCGCGUCCAAUGGUUUCCGCGAAACGAUUUCCGAAUUCGUUCAAAUGAUAUACAUGUCUUUCGACGACAACGAUGACGAUGAUGAUGGUGACGACGACACGCGUAGUGCGGUCGUAAUGGGAUUUACCGACGACGACUGUCAUCAUCGGUCCGCGACGUCUAAAAAGAGCGACGCGAUGAACGCUUUGGACGGUUUUGGUAAAACGAUCAGACGCAUGAUGACGAUCACCACCGGUACUGCCGGCGACGCCGUCGCGUCGCACGACGAACCGUUGCCGAUAUUGUCGGUGCACGUAAACCGACCGUUUUUCGUUCACGUGUGCACGAACGUAACGGGCGCGAACGUAACGUUGUAUUUCGGUUGUGUCCGUGAUCCGCGGAUCCGUUGACGCGC
Messenger RNA from Melanaphis sacchari, 1665 nucleotides. RefSeq lists its product as uncharacterized. The record is from RefSeq and is a predicted model, not a curated record. The transcript has 5 exons. Bases 290 to 1660 code for a protein of 456 amino acids. Gene Ontology annotation, molecular function: serine-type endopeptidase inhibitor activity. Lineage: Eukaryota; Metazoa; Arthropoda; Insecta; Hemiptera; Aphididae.